This is a messenger RNA of Mesorhabditis belari, 2229 nucleotides long. The record is from the annotation of a GenBank genome assembly. Lineage: Eukaryota; Metazoa; Nematoda; Chromadorea; Rhabditida; Rhabditidae.
AUGCUCCGUCCACCAGAUCCCAAUAACCUCAAUACCCAACCAACCGCUCCGCUCACUUCAACGGUCUCCGGACCUGAGCUUAUCAAUAAUAUCAUUUAUUUCAGUCAUGUGAACAAACGGACGACCUAUGAUCGACCGGGCACUUCGACGGCUCUUCCACCCCCAUCCAGACCCACGUCGUAUCCGAGCAACGGAAUGGCGUCUAGCCCCGGAUCGCGAUUGUCACGAAAAGAUCAAGCGAUGAUUUCAAUGAAUCCACUUUUCACGACGGAUCCCACGCAAUUGCGCGGGGAAAUGCUUCGAACGGUGAUCGCUAAGGGUCAAAAGGGUCUCGGCUUUACCCUUAUUGGAAACGACGCAAGCAGCAAAGGAGACGAGUUCAUUCAGGUGAAAUCGGUGCUAGCUGGCGGGCCAGCUGCAGCAAAUGGAGUAUUGAUGCCAGGUGAUGUGCUUGUACGAGUCAAUCAACAUCUACUUCUUGGAGCUACUCAGGCUGACGCUUGUCGCAUCUUUGUGAACAUCCCAGUUGGAGAGCAUGUUGAUUUGGAAGUUUGUCGUGGCUAUCCGCUGAUCAUUGACCCAGCCAAUCGAAUCAUCACUGAAAGUGUCUACGAAUCGUCACAACCUCGUGAUCGAGAGUUCUUUGAUAUCACGAUUAUGAAGGGCAAUGAGGGCUUUGGUUUCACUAUCGCCGACAACCCAAAUGGUCAACGCGUGCGCAAGAUCAUCUAUGCGGCUCAAUGCCCGAAUCUCCUUGAAGGGGAUAUCAUUUGUGAGCUCGACGGGAAAGAUGUUCGAGGGGCCCAGCACAAUCAAUUGGUUGAAAUGCUUAGAGAGCUUCCGAUUGGGCAUCGAGGACGGUUGACGGUGAGAAGAAUCAGCAACACAAAGAACAGAUCUCGUACCCCGGUUGCCGGUUUCCGUUAUGGAGGUGGUGGAAUGACGCCGACUCCGUCAACAGCUCCCCGAAGCAAAACCCCGGCUCCAGCAGCACCCCGAUCACAAGAACCGACCACUUACAGGGCAAACACUUUGACAAGGCACGGUAUCCCGCCUCCACUCGAUGCUUCAUCAAUGACUGGAAUGCGCUCUUCAUCGAGUGUUCACGGCUUCUCAACCACACCCAAUUACAUGCCCCUUUCUGCUUUACAGAUGGAUUCAUUCAAUCAUAUCACUGUCAAUUUAAUCCGCAAACCGCAAGGAUUCGGCUUUCGGUUACUCGGAGGGAAAGAGACGGGAACCCAGUUGACGGUUGGUCAAAUUGUGAGUGGUGGAGCAGCGGCCGAUGAUGGACGAUUGAAAGAAGGUGACGAGAUCAUGGAGAUUGACGGGGUUUCUGUUGAGGGUGCAGCACAUGGAGAAGCGGUUUCACUUUUAGAGAAAGCUGCCAGACAACAACACGUCAAGUUGCUCAUUCGACGACAUCAAAAUCACGGCAUUGAUAUGGCCCGUUCUGUCUCUCUUCCUCCAUCACUUAGCCCACAUCACACAAAUGCGAAUGUUGGUCAAGAAUAUGAUGUGGUUUUGCAAAGACAAGAAAGUGAUGGAUUUGGAUUUGUGAUCAUUUCGAAUGUGAAUCGACAAGGAUCGACAAUUGGCCAAUUGAUCGAGGGCACGCCGGCGGCUCGUUGUGGCCGCCUCCGAGUGGGCGAUCGAGUGUUGCGCGUGAAUGGAACGGAUAUCACCGGAUUGCCGCAUCAGGAUAUCGUCAAUUUGAUCAAAUCCUCUGGGUUGAGUGUUUGCUUGACGGUUUGCCCGGACACAUCGAUCACACCACAAGCGACGACGAUCGGCACCACGUUUGCGCCUACAUACUCGCAUCCGACACCCAUUUAUGGGGGAUAUGCUAGCAUGCAUCAGACACCAGCCUAUUCAACCCUUCCCACUUCAUCGAUGCACACGAGUGGCUAUAAAACGAACGGUUUUACUUCUUCUCAAUACGAAACCGUUCCCGACAAUGACGAAGAGCUAACAGUGGAAUUGGAAAGGGGAACACGGGGAUUCGGUUUUUCGAUUCGAGGAGGCUUCGAAUUUGAGCAAAUGCCACUUUUUAUCCUAAGAAUUGCUGAGGACGGUUCAGCAGCAGCGGAUGGUCGUUUAAGAGUUGGCGAUCAAUUGACAGCAAUCAACUCAGCAUCCACACAUGGAAUGACCCAUCAAGAAGCGAUAAAUCUCAUCAAAAUGCAUCCAACUGUUCGUCUUCGGAUUCGUCGCCGACAACUACCAUCG